This is a messenger RNA of Nematolebias whitei (Rio pearlfish), 2738 nucleotides long. It is a transcript of the gene ano10b, whose product is annotated as anoctamin 10b. Gene Ontology annotation, molecular function: chloride channel activity. The transcript is spliced from 16 exons. Gene Ontology annotation, cellular component: plasma membrane. Gene Ontology annotation, biological process: chloride transmembrane transport. The record is from RefSeq and is a predicted model, not a curated record. Bases 233 to 2335 code for a protein of 700 amino acids. Lineage: Eukaryota; Metazoa; Chordata; Actinopteri; Cyprinodontiformes; Rivulidae.
AGUCUGAACAAAAAAACCAAACAAGACUACACACCCUGCAGCCUCUGGGAAGUUUCUCCGCAUUCCUGCAACACACACCAAACACACACCCACGCACACUAACACAAUCUUAGAGAAAACUGAGAGCAAACACUCAGAAGCUGGUGUGUGUGCACUCAAACAGGAGUUUGGGGCGGGCCCGACGAAGAACUGGAGCCCAGAACCUCAUCAUCAGCGCCCUGCCAGACUCACGAUGAAGAAGGCAGGAGAUGAUGAAGGUGCAUCUGGCAGCCAGAGCCCAUCCACCCAGCAGCUGGGCGGCGAAGCAGCAGCGGGGAAGGUUCAGAGCAAACUGAGCGCCGCCACCUCCUCUUCUGGACCAGGCUGGACUAAAGUCAGCUGCCCCUGCUGCUAUUCAGACCGGGUUGAGCCGCUGGUUCUGGUGAAGCUCGGGAAGAAAGUGGGCCCGGAGACGAAGCGAUGGCUCAUCAAACUCAUUGGAGCUCCUCAUAAAGAUGGAGGUGCUGGUUUACUGGCCCACCCGGGCGAGGACGCCAGCGGUAACAUCAUCGUGGUGUCGGCGCCUCGCUGCACGUUGCUCCGGGCCACAGAGGAGCUGGGUCUUUGUAAGAUUUACCAAAACGACAACAUGGAGUCAUUUUCCUACAGCGACAGAGACAACUUUAAAGAUUCAGACAACAUGGAGAUGUUUCUCACCUCAGCAGAGCGACAGUACAUAGUGAAGUUUGAGCUGGAUGGCCUGCGAGCGCAGAGGGACCUGAGGAUACCGGGUCUGUCCGACAGCUGCAUACUGCUGAACCGGGCCAACAUCUGGCAAAAGCUGGGAUCAUUCGGUGUGAUUGUUGACACAUUUCCGCUCCACAAUCCAAAAAAACUGAAGGACCUCGGCAAAGGCUGGUACGCUGGGAACCAGCUGGUUCAGCCGCUGGAUAAAGUCAAUGAGUAUUUUGGAAGCUCUGUGGCGUUCUACUUCAGUUUCCUCGAUUUCUACACCUGGUCUCUGCUUCCUCCAGCCAUACUGGGCAUGUCCAUUGCAUACUUUUCAAGUGAGGUCCACAGGGAGAUGCUGGAGUCAGUCUCAGGUCCUCAGGCUGCAGAUGACCAGGAUGACCCAGGACUGGUAAUCAGCGGUCACAUGGUCCAGGCAGUAUUCAGCAUGAUCUGGUCCACUGUGAUUAUAGAGCUGUGGAAACGCCGGAGCUCCUCACUCUCGUACCGCUGGGGGACCAUGAGCCUGGCCGAACGCUUUGCAGAGCCUCGGCCCGGUUUCCACGGAGAACUUGGGGUGAACCCGGUGACCGGUCGCAUGGAGCCGCUGUUCUCUGAGUGGCAGAGGGAACUACGGAUGGCACUGGUGUCGGUCCCGGUGGUGGGGCUGUUUUUAGGGCUGGUAGUUCUGGGGAUGACAUGUUUCUACUGGGGGGAGGCCCAGGUCCAGCAGCUGCACAAGAACUGGGACUCUCUGCUGUCUAAGGCUUUGCUCUAUGUGCCCUCAGUGCUGCACAUCGUCUAUACAAACAUGCUCGCCACGGUUUACAAGACGGUGGCUCAGUCUCUGACUGAAUAUGAGAACCACAGAGAAGAGUCUUCAUACGAAAACCAUCUGACUGGAAAGGUCUUGGUGUUCACCUUCUUCAACUACUUUGCAGUGCUCUUCCAUAUUGCUUUCUUCAAGCAGGACGUGCCACUGCUUCGGAAGCGUUUAGCCUCUUUGCUGAUCGUGAGUCAGCUGGUGAACCAGGUGACAGAGGUGGUCAUACCUUACCUGGUGGACCGAUUCAUCAGCGCCCCCCACAGGACAGAGACGGAAGACGACCCAGAAGAGGAUAAAUUCAGGAACCAGAGCACCCUGCCUCCUUUUCCUGGCCUGUUUGCAGAAUACAUCGAGCUCCUGGUGCAGUUUGGGUAUUUGAGUCUUUUCUCCUGCGUGUUUCCCCUCACUGCCGUUCUGCUGCUUCUCAACAACAUAACAGAGAUCCGAACGGAUGCCUACAAGAUUUGUAAACUCUUUCGUAAACCCUUCUUUCCCCCCGUGGCCGGCAUGGGCGUGUGGCAGAUCGCCUUCGAGGUCCUGAGUUUUGUCUCCGUCGUGUCCAACUGCUGGCUGCUGGUGCUGUCGCCACGUUUACAGAAGAGGUGUCAGGAGGGUGAGAUGAGCAGCAUCAACCUUCUGCUGGGGGCUGUUAUCGUGGAGCAUUUACUCAUUUUAGUCAAGGUGAUCCUGGCAGCUCUGAUCCCAGAUGAACCCGGCUGGAUCAGAAAGAAGAGGGAGCACAUGGAGUACACAUCUAUGCAGGCUCUGAGACAUGAGAAGCUGCAUACUGAAGAGUCCUAGCUUUGUUUCAAGGUGGAGUUUUACAGCUCCAACUGCUGUCACCUGGUUUUUAAGUGUUUUUGCUGCCUUCACUAACCAACACGGUGCUUCUGCAAUUAAUACAAAGAUCUACCCUACAAGUGCAAUUGAAACAGCAGCUAUAAAGUGUUUUUAUUUUUGAAUAUUGAGCAGCAAAGUGAAUGUAGUGGUUUUAUUUUCUGCAUCAAAGUGCUGUGAUGAAGACAUUUAAAGAAAAAAAUAAACUUCCGAGACUUCAGUAUGCUGACUCACAGGCUUCAGGAUUUGAUGUUGGGGGCAGUGCCAAAGACAAAAAGGAUGCUGGUUUCAGAGCUGUAACAAGCUGCCGUUUGUAUUCAGCAGUCAGAAUCAGAAAAUAAUAUCAUUAACGGAGCUUUAGUCAAAG